UUCCAGUUUGCAGCGCCAUCGCCUAAUGUUCUGAACAAUUUAUUUUAUGCAGUUUUCAAAACGGUGAUGUCGGAUGGAAAUUUCGAGAAAUUCGGUGUUGAUAUCAAAAAUUUACGGAAACCGUACUGUAACAAGGAAGAACCUUUCCUGCUAGAAGAAAAUUUACCAUCAAAGAAUCCAUUUGAACUUUUUGAUAUAUGGUUCAGAAACGUUGCAAAAAAUAAGAAUGUGACAUUCGAAGAAGUUAAUGCUGUUUGCCUUUCAACUGUAAUCAAUAAUCAACCCAAGUCACGAAUGGUUUUAAUGAAAGAGUAUGACAGGGAAGGUCUGUGCUUCUAUACACACUAUAACAGUGCCAAAGGAAUGCAAAUUGAUAGGAAUCCUCAUGCUUCCAUGCUAUUUUACUGGCCUCAUGUUGAUAGACAAGUUCGAAUGGAGGGCAAACUUGAGAAAUUGCCUGUUGAAGCUGCAGAAGCAUAUUGGUAUCAUCGGCCAUUGAAAAGUCGUAUUGGUUCAAAAGUGAGCGAACAAAGCAAGAUGAUUCCAAACAGACAGUAUCUGGAAGACAAGAAAGUGGAAUUGGAGAAACUUGUCGCCGAAAAAGGUGAAGAGGCAAUCACUAGACCGGAAGACUGGGGUGGCUAUAGAUUGCGUCCACACUAUUUUGAAUUUUGGCAAGGUCAAACUGAUCGGAUACAUGAUCGUAUUGUAUUUGAAAAAGGAGCUGAUGAAACGGAAUGGUUGAUUAAGCGUCUUUCACCGUGAAAAUCACUCUCAAGGGAUCCUUGUUAAUCCAGCUGAUUGUCGAAUUCCUUCAAAUAUAGCUUUCACUGUAGAUAUAACCGUUAGUAGCUACUUAAAUGUCACAAAUUAAUAUAAACUUUGUAAUUAUAACCUAUACUCCAACAAAAGUUCCCUGAAAAAGUAA
Loa loa (African eye worm) is the source of this 928-nucleotide messenger RNA. RefSeq names its product pyridoxamine 5'-phosphate oxidase. The coding region runs from base 67 to 765 and encodes 232 amino acids. The record is from RefSeq and is a predicted model, not a curated record. The transcript is spliced from 7 exons. Gene Ontology annotation, biological process: pyridoxal 5'-phosphate biosynthetic process; pyridoxine biosynthetic process. Lineage: Eukaryota; Metazoa; Nematoda; Chromadorea; Rhabditida; Onchocercidae. Gene Ontology annotation, molecular function: FMN binding; pyridoxamine phosphate oxidase activity.